Molecule: messenger RNA, 1570 nt
Organism: Phlebotomus argentipes
Lineage: Eukaryota; Metazoa; Arthropoda; Insecta; Diptera; Psychodidae
Product: zinc finger protein 845-like
Exons: 2
Coding region: 261-1523 (420 amino acids)
Biological process (GO): regulation of DNA-templated transcription
Molecular function (GO): RNA polymerase II cis-regulatory region sequence-specific DNA binding; DNA-binding transcription factor activity, RNA polymerase II-specific
Source: RefSeq, a predicted model, not a curated record
AAAUGCGAAUGGAUUGCGGUUUAUGUCUAGGCUAAACACAAAAACGUUGAAUUUAAUUUUUUUUAUACCAAAAAGAUAGAAUUGCGAGAUUAAUAGAAACUUUUUUUGUGGUGUUUUGGAAGGAAAAGUGAAAAAGUGGCAGCAGACCCAAAAAAUUGUUUUUAUUGAUCAAAGACAUGAAAUUUUGGGCACAAAUUAAUGAUUCAACGCCAGUAAUUCUGAUUUAAGUGUUCAACGCGUAGAGCUUCAAGAGGCGAAAAAUGAAUAAAUUCGAGGUGAAACGAGAGGCUACAAGUGGCAUUGAUUGCCAGGAAUGUGGGGAGAGUUUCGUAAUAUAUCCAGAACUCGAGAAGCACAGAGAAAUCGCUCACAAUUUGUUCAACUGCAAAUCCUGCGCAAAAGAAGAGACUUCCGUGGUGGCAUUUGAGUAUCAUCUGCAGAUGCAUGGCGGAAUGAAGCUGUACAAGUGCACAAUUUGCCAUGAGAACUUCUCAUUCCUCAUCGAACUGAACAGUCAUCUUCCUAUUCAUUUGGCAGAGGAAAAACCUUUUCCAGCUGGCGAACAAUUGAUAGACGCAGCAAUUAAUUUAGGGCAAAAGAUUAAGACGGAAUCACCAACACCAGCUGAGAGAGGGGAUUCCAGUGGUGAAGAGCCAGACAUGCCACAGGAGAAAACUGUUGUUCUCGAGUGGGUGAAGCCGCAGAAGAUUUUCAAGUGCUCUCAGUGUCCGCACACCAGCAAAACUCGCAGCAAUCUCAAGCUGCACGCCAGGACACACACCAAUGAGAGGCCUUUCGAGUGCGCCAUUUGUGGGAAGACGUACAGACACAAAGUCAGCGUGAAAUCUCACCUGCUAAUGAUUCACGACAAGAACAAGCAGCGAACGGAAGUGUGUAAAAUCUGCGGCAAGGGAUUCUACAUGAAGGAGAGACUGAAAGUGCACGUGCGUGAAAUGCACUCCUCCGAUAACACAAGAUAUCCUUGCCACCUGUGCGGAAAGACAUAUUCCUCAAAGUCGGGCGUUGCUUUGCAUAUACAGCGGCACGACGCGAAGAAUAAUGGAGUUCCUUGUCCCAAGUGUGGCAAAGUCUUCACCACGCGUCUUGGCAUGACUUUGCAUCUCAAGAGGCACAAUCCUGAGCGAAAGUACGUCUGUGACUGGGAGUCCUGCGACUACAGCACGCCUCUCACCACAUCUCUACGCGAUCAUCGGCGCACGCACACGGGCGAAAAGCCGUUUAAAUGUGACUUCUGCGACAAGACGUUCAGCGUGAGGGGUUGCGUGAAGAGGCACAUUGCGCACAUGCACAACCCCCACAUUGUUCCCUGCACGCAAUGCGAGAAGAGUUUUCCCACGCGAAAAGCUCUGCUCGAUCACGUGAGACGACUUCACGCGGAGAGAACGAUUCCCUGCUCAGUGUGCAACAAGAAGUACGGAAGCAAGGCGGACGUGAGCCGGCAUAUGAAGGAUAGUCACUCGAUCAAGAAGAAGAAAGUGCAUUUUUCAAUUUGUGAUUCUUGAAUGAGUUGAAUUCAGCAAUAAAAAGUGGGGAUUGUUUAGGCGGGAAA